AUGGCGGCUGCGGCCCGCAAGGCUCGCGACCAGAUUCGCGCGGCUCUCGACGAGGGCGAGAACAAGCAGGCAGCGCGUAUGGCUGCCCAGCAUCUCCUCAAAAAGUCGAAAGGCGUUCCUGACGACGUCUCUGCAUUCGCCCUCAAGGCCCUCAGAGCGAUCGCGCUCGCUCGAGACGGCCAAGAGAGAGACGCCGUGGGGCUUGCGCGGGAGGUCGAACGCGCUGUGGAGAAGGACGACGAGACGGCUCGUCUCUGUUCAGUGGCGUUCAAGGAACUCCGUGAAAUAUACUAUCUGCCGCCGUCGCGAAUCGAUGCGCGGCGCUAUCCCCCGCUGGAAGAGACAGAGGAAGUGACGGCCUUUCUGGAUUCGCUCGCAGCCUCCACGACGGGGCACCUCGAGCGGCUCCUGCCGUCGGCGCUCCGCCUCUUUAGCCGCUUCAAGAAGCCUCGAUAUCUCCAAUGGGCGCUAGUCUGCAUGCUGCUGCAUGACGCGUCGCCCGGCUCGAAGGCUACAUGGGCACUGGCGGCCAAGCUGCUGGCCAAGCUCCCCGCGCUGGACGCCUCGCCCUCGACGGACAGUCACUUCUCUCCGCAGUUGAUGAGCAACCCCGAAGGCUGUUGUGAACGCCGCGACAGCUAUGCAAGGUUUAUUUUGACGCUGUCCGUGCUCCGGCAGAACGGUCAAUGCGGCGAGGGCCUUGGCCUGCUCGCUGCCCACACGGACCUUUGCCUGGUUCCCUUGGAAGGACUCGCUCUGAGGCUUCAGUUGCUCCUCGAGGAUGGGCGUCUGCUGGAGGCUUUUCAAGUCUCGGAGCAAAUGCUCGACGAACAGCCCUUUAACACCUCGUUCGCCGAAAACUGCAUUCGGCUAGGUCUCAGUCUACAGACCGAGAAUGCGGAGAAGGGAACCGACUCCCUGGCUCCGUGGAAGGAGAAGUGGGAGGCGGAGAAGCGAACCUCGUUCGAGGCCACCCAGGCGCUUCUGUCGCUUCACCGCCUGCGGGCCCUUCGUCCCCUCUGCGCCUCGCUCUCUGACAAAGCUUGGACGGACGCACGCCUCGAUCAGCUCUGGACAGAUCCUGCGCGUUCCGCAUGCAUCUCGGACAUCCUCAGCGCCUUGACGGCUCACGCGCACGACUCCCGUUGCUUCUCCACCCUUCGAUGUCUGCUCGGGUGUUUCCCCUUGUCAAUGCGGGAGGUUUGCCUGAGUGCCCUCGAGCCUCUGCAUGGCCCGUGGCAGGGCGAAGUGGAAAAACACUUGGCGAUGUCGUCUGCGCAAAUUGCGGGAUGCUCCCAGAGCUCCGAGGGAGGAUUCGGCUUCCUGGCGCUUCUCGGCCGCCUCGCAUUCCGCUCCCCUCUCGGCCGCUACAAGGUUGUCGCCCCGUCAGGAGCUGCGGCUAUAAACGCGUGGCUCCAACUGCGCGCGGAUCUUGACAGCGUGGCCCCAGAGCUGAGCGACACGGCGGACGACCUGCUCCUCCUCGCUGUCGACGUUUUGCUUCUGUUCGAUCACCACCUCUGCCGGCUAGAAAACACUGAAGCCGGGAGAUCCGGAGAAGCCACGGUGGAGCCUCCCGUCGAGCCCCUCGCCGAGCGACGGUUCUUCUUCGCAGCGCUGACUCUGCUCUCCUCGGCGAUAGCCUCGCGGAAUGCCUCCCCUUCUUCUUCUUCGCCCUCGCCCGCUUCGGCGCACGCGUCGCCCGCUUUCCGCGCUUUGCUCUUGUGGCUGGCCGGCUGCGUGGGUCUGGUCUCCACAAGUCGGAGCCUCUUCUUCUCUUCGCUGGACAUCAAGAACGCGAUGCUGUUUUCUCUCGGGUUCUCGCUCGCGCUUCCUCUCGCGGACUACGGCGCGAGCGCGGACGUCCUAUCCCUGUCGAAGAUGAUUCAAGAUGGCCACGAAGAAAACGUGAAUUCGCUUUCGGAUGCACUGAUCGCCUCGUUCGAAGAAGGCACCUACGCGGGAAUCGCCGAGUUCCUCUUCAUUCGACCGUUCACUUCCUCCUCGCUCUUUACGUCCCUCGUCGACCUCGACGCACUGCUGUACCAGCCCGUCGCCGCGCCUGCGGCACCUGCAAGCGCGGUCUCUCUCCACCAGUUCUCCUACUUCCUGGCGUGCCGAGAAAACCGUGCGUUCACGGCCUCCCCCGUCUCCCUCUCUGCCCAGCUGCUCCUCUUCUCGGCGGCCAGGCGAACGGCUCGAGCCGGCGCGACAGGCUACUCGGCGGACCUCACCUCGCUGGCGUUGUCGCAGAUGAGCUCGGAGGGCGACGAGGCAGACCCAAAGAGCGCACGCCUCGGCGUGCUGCCGCUCGACAAGGAAACGCUCGUUCUGAAUCUCUCUCUCCCCCCGUUCUCUGCCUCUCGCGUCCGUCACCUCAGUGACCCUAUUCAGCGAUCGCUCUCGCGCCUUCAGGCAAUGCCCCCGAGGCGGGAAGGCACAGAGGGAGGCGCAACCGACCGGGAGACAGCUCAUGCAAGCGAUCAAGUGCCUUUCUCGCAGGCCGCUGAAAACCUCGAACGCGCGGUCGCGGCAAGUCAAACACUCGCGACCCCCUGGACGCCUGUUGCGCCGGCUCGUCUGGUUGGGGCCGAGUCGCUGGAGGCCUUGCCUCGCUGUCGGUCCGCCGACUUUUUCGGGCUUCUCCAGUCGCUUUCUGCGUCGUCUUCGAGUGCCGAGCGACGCGACAGCCACUCACCUACAGUAGAAGGCCGGGGCGAAGGACGGACGUGCGGAGACAGCGAAGGAGCCGAGGCGGGCGGCAAAGCCGAGAGCGAAGCACCCAGCAUGCGCGAGGGAGACAGCGAGGACCAGCUCUUACGCUCGCUGUAUGGCACUGACUGGGCCGACGAAACAACCGCCACAGGCAACGCUAUCGGGGGCGGAAGUACCUUCCGAGCAAGCAAGGCCACUGAAGUUAUGACCCGCCAUGUAGAGGGCAUUCCGAAGCGCACUCGCCUGCGACGCCUCACCCUCCUGACCCUCCUCCCACCGUCCGCGUUCCCCUCACCGGGUUCUCUCUCGGCCAUUUGCCACCACUUGCGCGAGGAACUUUCCGAACUGGGAUCCGCUCCAACUUCUCGAUCCCCCGACGGUCCUUCUUCGGCUCUCUCCUGUUCGGCUUCUGAUUCGUCCUCGCCUCCUUCGUCUUCGAUGUCGGGCGCCCCUGCGUGCUGGCCGUCGCUGGGUGCGGCGCUUCCGACUGCAUGCGCAGUGCACGGGGGCGGAGCGUCGCGACCGAGUCGCAGCGGGGCUGCGUUGCUCAUUCGCGUGUGGAGGGACGCCGUCGACAUGCUGGAUGCUUCCCAGGACUUCCAUCGACACUCCGGAACCGCCAGAAAGCACUCGGAGAGCAACGCUAAGGACGACGCGGUGGCAGAUCCUGGCGGUUUUCUCGUAAGCCUUGACCGCUUCGUGCGUGACGCAUCAGUGCUCUUCACUGCGACCCUGCGAUCCCUUCGACUCGGCUUCGCGGCGUUCCUCGACGCGCGUUUUGGCAAGCUGCGGCGGGACGCUUUUGAGCGAGAAACGGCGAAAGAGCAGCGGAAGAAAGAGCCAUGUCCAGAUGGCGGCGAACGAGCAACAGGCGACGCGGAAGGGAGAGAAGAAUGCGUGUUGCCCAUCUGGGACGCGUUCUACCUUCUCGCUUCGUUCACUACCCUUGCCCUCGUCACAGCCGCUGCAGCGGCCCGCAAUGUCCUCAGCACGCUCGGUAGUAGAAAAGAGGGGGAGCGUCUGCGUCAAGCGAUUUUGAAAAGGAUCGCGUUACUCCUUGUGGACCUUGAAGAGGUCCAAGCAGAGGUGAGAACUGCGGUGGUCAGCAGCAGCCAACCGUUUGUCCGUGCAAACAUCGGCACAAUCAAGAGGGGUGAGACGGAGAGGAUGAAACAAAUUGCACGGGCUGCAGGAGACCUAAGCGAUGAGGAGCGGAUCGACGAGGGGGAGGCAGGCAUGCAGCCCCUGGCUUGGUGGACGAAUAUACACGUUACGCCUCGAGGGUCGCAAGAAGUCCUUCGGUUUCCGUUUACAGAAACUCCGGCUUUCGGAGGCGAACGGAAGGCUCUGGCUUCUCGUAGACAGUGGCUGCUCGAGGCGGCCUCAUCAAACGCCGACGUCGGCUCCGGCUAG
Messenger RNA from Neospora caninum, 4128 nucleotides. RefSeq lists its product as hypothetical. Lineage: Eukaryota; Apicomplexa; Conoidasida; Eucoccidiorida; Sarcocystidae. The record is from RefSeq and is a predicted model, not a curated record. The transcript has 24 exons. Bases 1 to 4128 code for a protein of 1375 amino acids.